Quercus lobata is the source of this 1469-nucleotide messenger RNA. RefSeq lists its product as uncharacterized. The transcript is spliced from 8 exons. The record is from RefSeq and is a predicted model, not a curated record. Bases 79 to 1023 code for a protein of 314 amino acids. Lineage: Eukaryota; Viridiplantae; Streptophyta; Magnoliopsida; Fagales; Fagaceae. Gene Ontology annotation, molecular function: phosphatase activity. Gene Ontology annotation, cellular component: cytoplasm; chloroplast.
UUUAUCAAUGGCUUGCCUCUUAUUUAAAGAGUAUAUAAACAGUAGAUACAGAGACUGAGAAAAGAAGAAGAAGAAAGAAUGAUGGCAGCCAGAUGCUCUGUUCCGUCCAAAGAGGUUCAGCUCUUUCAGACCUUCACCGGCCUUCAACACCUCGCCGAAACGCGUCGUUUCAAGGCAUGGUUCUUAGAUCAAUUUGGAGUACUUCACGAUGGCAAAAAACCUUAUCCUGGUGCAAUUUUAACAUUAGAAAAGUUAGCAAUGACUGGUAGCAAGAUGGUGAUUAUAAGUAACUCCUCAAGACGUGCAUCAACCACUAUGGAAAAGAUGAAGAGCCUUGGUUUUGAUCCCUCUCUCUUUGUAGGAGCCAUUACCAGUGGAGAAUUAACACAUCAAUACUUGCAAAGGAGAGAUGAUGCUUGGUUUGCAGCUCUUGGAAGAUCUUGCAUCCAUAUGACAUGGAGUGACCGGGGUGCUAUAUCUCUUGAGGGCCUAGACUUACAAGUUGUAGAGGAUGUUGGAGAAGCUGAAUUUGUUUUGGUGCAUGGCACUGAAGCCAUGGGGACACCUUCUGGUACUGCAAUUCCCAUGAAACUUGAGGACCUUGAGAAAACAUUGGAGCAUUGUGCUGCUAAAAGAAUUCCAAUGGUGGUGGCUAAUCCCGAUUUUGUGACUGUUGAGGCGAGAGCUUUGCGUGUAAUGCCUGGUACACUAGCGGCCAAAUAUGAAAAGCUUGGUGGUGAAGUGAAAUGGAUGGGGAAGCCUGAUAAGAUAAUCUACGAAGCAGCUAUGGCCAUGUCUGAUGUGGAUGUUUCUGAUUCUAUUGCUGUGGGUGACUCUCUCCAUCAUGACAUCAAGGGUGCAAAUGCUGCUGGAAUCCAGUCAGCUUUUAUCACUGGUGGGAUCCAUGCAAAUGAACUUGGACUUGUUGGUUUUGGAGAAGCUGCAGACUUAUCUUCUGUGCAAGCUCUUGCAUCCAAAUAUGAUGCAUAUCCUUCAUAUGUGUUACCUGCAUUUACAUGGUAGAAGCUGAUCUUGAAAUUGAAGAUGUGGAAGAAGCAACAAAAGUAUCCCUGUUAUUGAUAGCAAAUGCUAUUUAUACAUUCAAGUUUUACUAUAGAACAUUGUGGUGUUUGGAGUGGGAUGGGCGAUGCUGAGAACAUUGUAUGAUACUGAUAUGCUUCAAUUUUGAAGAAGAAAACUAAUCUCAUUGGAAUAAGGGGUGGAAUGUGGUUCCUUCGUGCAUUAUGUGGAAUAUUUGGAGGAAAAGAACGCUUGAGAGGCAAGAACUUUCUCGGAUGAGAGAAUAAAUUCUGGUUUUGUCAGUACUUUAUUUUGUGGACUCUGAAUUUUUAUAUUCUUUGUAUUGAUUUUUUCCCCUCAUAAUGGCAGGAAAGUGUAUACCUGUAUACUUAAACUGUGAUCCAAAAUCGUUGUACAAUUAUUCUUAAUUAAUUGCAAUUACUAUUAUU